AAUAUCGACCCGAUGCCCGAGACGCCGUGCGUCUGCGUGUAUAUAAACAAUCCAGCGUUUCGAUUCGAAGGGUAUUCGUGCUGUGGAAAUUCGUUUAUCAUCAUCAAAUUUUGAUAAAACCGGCUGUAUGAAGCAUUAAGGAAUGGGGUUACAAAAAAUCUCUAGUGUUGGAAGGCUGUUACUGAUAAUAAUUGGAUUGACGUGGGCUCAAGAGGAUUCUCUUCGUAGCGCAUUAAACGCGAUUGAUCGACGCCAAAGAGAUUUAUCUGAAUUUUCUAGAUAUGACGAUGACAGUUUAGGGGACUACGGAUAUUCGUUAGAAGGUCCUGAUGACCUUGCUUUUCUGUCUCCAUCCGAAUAUAGCACAGAUCGUGACUUAGACAAGAAUCCGACUUUCGAACGACUUUUAUUAGAUUACUUGGAAGACGGUUCUUAUCCCGAUUCAGGGCGUGCUAAUCGUGAUGAGGAUGUUAAAAAAAGAAUUUCCUCCUCGUUCAGAGAGCGCUUGGAGGAGGAUAAGGAGCGGCAAUUAGAGGAAUUAGCGCAAAGUUUUCUACCAAACGCCGACAAUUACCAAGAAGGGAACGACGAAGACUACAGUCAGCUAAUUAGAGAACUUUGGGAGAAAUACCGAAACUAUCCGAAUUUAUACAACCAUCCGAGAGUUUACUACAACAAUGAAAACAAGAAGCGGUCUUAUUACCCGGGUCUAGGACUGGACAGCAUCGGAUUACGAAAGCGCAACAAAUACUACGACUCAGACCUAACCGACUCCCCUUAUUUACCCAACUACAAUUCAAGAGACGAUUUCUACAACAAAUACCAAGACGACGACGACCGGGACACCGACGCGAAUUAUUACGACUGGUCUAAAGCCAAACACCACAAAAGAGACCGGAAAUACGACUCUCGACAAAGGUCAUAUCCGAUGAAACGCUUCCCCGUGUCAAAGCGAAGCAGCAGCUACGAGCCCCCGCAGUCGGAGAUCACCCACGAGCACAAACGCUCAACAACCAAAAAGGACUCAGUCGAGAAAACCGACCCGAAAGUCGCCCAAGACUUGAGCAACAUCUUCGGCACCGUCACAACCCCCAAGCCGGAAAAGUCCAAAACCGCCAAAAAAGAACUAGCAAAAGAGACGAAACCCAAGAUGAAAUCCUCCAAAAAAGCGAGCGCGUCCAAAGAAGAAGUGGCCGACGCCCCCAGCGAUAAGCCCCUCCAAAUCCAGAAGAAAUCGAUCAACUGGUCCGAUUACUUCGGCCUGGACCGGCGCAAGAAAUCCGACGACGAACUCGACAAGCAGUGGUUGCUGGAGCGGUACCACAAAGCCAUCGCCUUGGCCACCAAGCGCAACGCCGAAUACCCGCUCCAGUCGUUCAAAAACCACGACCAGCCCAGCAAAAAGGAGUCCGACAAGAAGAACAAAUCCGAAGAACUGAAACUGUCCGAAAUGGACGCGAAAUUGAAGAACAUGGAGGACACGAUCAUCGACGACGCGCUUAAAUUCACCGGUGCCCACGAAGGCGCCACCGACUCCCAGGAGAUCCAGGAGGUGAAGGACCGUGUUAUCUCGCGGCUAGCGGCCGCCUACAGCUUGGAAAAGAUGCGCCGGGCCUUAGGCGAGUACAAACUCAGCGUCGAGAAGGAAAAGGAGCGGUUGAAGCAGCACAAAAGCGACGACUACGACAUUUCGGAGGAAAAAAGAGUGGCAGUGCCGCGGAAACAGGCCGUUGACGAAGAGCGGGAGAAGACUCCAGAAGGGGACAAUACCAUCAAGUGCUCCCAAGGCGACGAGGACUGCGAGGAGCAGAAUUACCGGGCGCCUUCCGAGGUCUUGGAGCAAACAGUUUUCGAGGAGUGUCCCAAGGUGCAGCGGGCGUGCAAUGAGGUGGCCACGGUCCUGGGCCACUAUGCUAGGGUCUUCGAGACGGCGUGCAACAUGCACCAGAUGUGUCUCCUUUGCACUAAUAACAGCUGGUUCGCCCCGACUCGCCAAUGCAACGUCCUGUUCCUGAGCAAGGCGUUCGAGCUGUGCGAUGGCAAGCAGGAGUGCCAGAAGGAGGCGCAAAAGUCGGUCCGGUAUUUGCUCGAUGUUAACCGUUCGUUAAGACUGGAACCGCUGGGGGAGUGCGAGCUCGCCUGUCCCGACAGACGAUAAACUAGGAACGAUCGAUGUCCGGAAGGGUCAAGCCCUUGAUUUCUCUCGACGCCAUCUAAAUUGUAUCGAUAUUUACGACAGCCUUGAUUUAUUUCAAUGGGUGUAUUAUCAUUGUAACUUAUUAAAUGUACACAUAGUAAAUGUUGCUUCAGAAAUGACAUUAACACUGAAGUUCGUUGUUAAAUAUUUAUAUUCUAUUUGUUUAUUCGAAAUAUACAGCGAUUUAUCUUUACACAUUCUAAAACACGUUCAAAGUAAUAAAUUCCAACUUCAUUACUGUACAGGUUUAAAUUCUCAUUGUUGUAUCUAAAUUUUUUAGUGACAGGGAUGCGUUGAACGUGAUUUUAUUAUGAGCAGUUGACUGGAGUCGAUACGGCGAUUUCAUUAGUGCCCUGGAACGAUCGUGACAAUAAUCCCAAAUAUCUGAUUAAAUUAAGAAAUUUUUGACAGGGCGAUUUCCGCAUCAAACCCACGUUUGAAAUCGCCGCAUCAAGACCAUCGAUCUUGCUUAGACAAAAGGACUGUGCUACUGUAUUAACGGUUUCAAUAUAUUUUAAUGGUAAAAUAGACAAUUUUAUUUGAUGUUGAA
Molecule: messenger RNA, 2747 nt
Organism: Tribolium castaneum (red flour beetle)
Lineage: Eukaryota; Metazoa; Arthropoda; Insecta; Coleoptera; Tenebrionidae
Exons: 5
Coding region: 143-2158 (671 amino acids)
Source: RefSeq, a predicted model, not a curated record